ACUAUAUUACACUUGUCAGUGUCACACACGGAUUGUGAUACAGUUGUCAAAUUAAACUGAGGUUAUCAAAUCGCCGACUGAAAUUUUAUGCAAAACAAUAUUUUUUAAAUACACGAAAUAUUAAUAUUAACAAAAUGGUUGAAGCACAGAAGUACAGACUUGAGCAGGAGAUGACAAAUCUCGUCAAUGAGUUAGACAGAAGUUAUUUAAGAAAAAUGCAAGGUGACAUGCACAGAUGUGCAUCGAGGUGCUGUGAUGAUCAGCAGUCGUCCUUAGAGAGAGUGCAUGGCUGCAUAGAGAACUGUACCACACCUCUUAACCAAGCUAAUAACUAUGUACAGAAAGAAAUCAACCACCUUCAAAAUAGACUCCAGCGCUGUGUCAUGGACUGUAACGACUCAGUAAGAGAUAGACUGGGCCCCGAUCCCAGCCAGGAAACUAUCGACAAAUGCACGAUAGAAUUCGAGAAAUGUGCAGUGAAAUGCGUGGACAAGCACAUAGGUUUGAUUCCUGGGAUGAUGAAGUCGAUGAAGAAGGUACUAGCAAGUGGCAAACCACCUCCAGUGAGCAAUGAAUGAAUGACAAUUUGAAUGAACAUUAUUUCAUAGAAUAUUACCAUAAGAAAAUAUAUCAACAAUGUACUAUUGUUUCAUAAAUUAUGUAACAAAAAAAAAUCAACAAAAUGGUUACUCUAAUAUUUACAAUAUUGUUUAAUAUUUUCAUUUCCGUUUGUAUUUAUUUAUUAGCAUUUAUAAAGCCAAGUUGAUUGUAUGUAUCUUGAAUCGUGGUUGCCGGUUCAAAUAAAAUCUCUUCAAGCAUUUACUUAUUUUAUAAAUUUCAAAAUUGAAUAUAUAGGCUUAUAUCCAAAGGACUUUUAAAAAAGAAAUAAUUUUAACAUGAUAGUUUUAUGAACUUGUGAAUUAUAUUAUUUUCAAUAAAGUAUAUCAUUUAAUUUAAACAUAAUAUAAGUACCAUACUACUGAUCUAGUACAAAAGGGAAAUAAUUAUAUCAGAAGAUCGUGUUUCAACCAAAACCAUUCUAAUAUUGUAGAAUCUGCUCUUGAUAGCAGUAAUAGAGUUAUAAUAAAAAUCACACUGUAUUUUUUAAUUUGCGUAGUGUGCUCUUUCCGCGAUUUUAUCUUGCUUACAAAAACAUGUAAUCGUGUUACAAACAUGUGACGGAUUACAAAAAUGCGUAUAUUUUUGUAAUCUGUCAAUCAAUUGUUACUGAUCAAAUGACGUCUUAUAUUAUGUCCAAUCAUAACACAGUACACUACAUAAAAAAAUGCGUAUAGCUAAUCGGAAAAAAGAGGUGUUUUUCUUACGUAAAACGAAGUUUCUUUAAUUUGACCAGUAUAUAAAAAAUUACAUUUUUCCUUUGAAAUUGAACUGUAAGACUAAAUGUCAAAUGUGGUCAAACGCUUUAAAUGAAAUUCUACCACUUGUACUUUUUUAGUGUCUGGUCAAAUGGAAAAAGCGGGAGUCCGAAUACCAUCAAAUUUGCCCGAAAAAGCUAGUUUUGUCCGGACAUCUGGCAACCCUAAAAUGUCACAAAUAAUUAUACAAUAUACCUCUAUAAAUAAUAUGCCAUAUUUUAAAAUAGCUCUAAGGCCUUUACAAUACAACUCGCUUGGAGUGUGAGUCAAAUAAGUGUAUUUACAUAUUUUAAUAUGCUUUUACAAUGGAUGAUGACUUAAAAUACUUGUAAUAUAAAGUUAUUCGCUUGUUCUUCAACGUUCCAACAGAUGAACCUACUGAGACACGGAUAUCCGCACCAACGAACUUUACACGACCGUGUCGAUGAACUCAGUAAAUGUAAUAUUUAAUCACUUCACAUACUUAAACAAAACGGAUUAACUUGUAGUCAUUAUUGUUAUACUAUCUUUCUUAUGUAUAGUCUUUUAACAAAUUUUAUAAGAAUCUUGUUGGAAUAUUCUAGUUUGUACAGCGUAAUCGUAGUGUUUAGUUUGUUCUGAAUAAAAUGGUUUA
Messenger RNA from Vanessa atalanta (red admiral), 1989 nucleotides. Its product is annotated as protein FAM136A-like. The transcript is spliced from 4 exons. The record is from RefSeq and is a predicted model, not a curated record. Lineage: Eukaryota; Metazoa; Arthropoda; Insecta; Lepidoptera; Nymphalidae. Gene Ontology annotation, cellular component: cytoplasm. The coding region runs from base 135 to 578 and encodes 147 amino acids.